Molecule: messenger RNA, 1179 nt
Organism: Penicillium alfredii
Lineage: Eukaryota; Fungi; Ascomycota; Eurotiomycetes; Eurotiales; Aspergillaceae
Exons: 3
Coding region: 1-1179 (392 amino acids)
Source: RefSeq, a predicted model, not a curated record
AUGGAUUUGAGCUACUUGUUCUCAGUUGAUAUAUCGCUUGGAGAUGCAUCGAAUACCACGGCAGCAUAUCGCGUCUCCCAUUACACGGGCGACACCGUCACCGGCGUGGUCUCCCUCCGAUCUACUUGUGAUGUCCGAUUCGAUGUGGUUGAGUUACUGCUGAUAGGCGAGGAACGCACAACACUGCUCAAUGAAACCGCGCACCGUCGAUUCUACCAGAGCCACUUCCCGCUCCACGAAACAACCCUACCAUCUCCAAGGACCAUCAUCAAAAACCGCACAUAUCGCUUCCCAUUUUCAUUUCAAGUGCCCGACCAUCUCCCACCAAACUCUUGCAGCCACAACAUCGCCAGUAAUCCUCUCAUCCACCAGGCCCAUCUCCAGCCGCCUCCAAGCUUCGGCGAUGCCACCAUCUCCGGGUUCGGCGGCCAGCUGCGCGAUGACUUUGCACCUCCCAGCUGCCGAAUCCUGUGGCUCGUGCAGUUUCGGCUCCUGCGCAAGAACAUCGUCUCGGCAGAGCCCGAGCCAAUCCUAGUCAAGAGUCUCAAAUUGCGAGUCAAGCCCGCAACCGACGAAACUCUGCACCUCAACCUCAACCGCGGCAGCAGCGAGUACUGUCUGCAGCAGACCAGCAUGGUAGCUGGCAAGGGCUCAAGGGAACUGGGCACGCUCACCGUGACCCUGGAACCACCAAAAAGCUUUUACCUCCCACUUCGGGACCCGCACAGCUUUAUCGGCAACGCAGUGCGAUUAUUUCUACGAUACACGCCCACAGAACCGACAGAAGAGUUGUUGCAAUUGCCUCGCAUGCGAUCUCUCAAGGGGAAUAUCACCGCAACGACCUUCUACACCACCUCCUCGCACCACGACAUCCCCGCGAAGAAAAAGGAUAUCUUCGGGAAAGCCAAGAACUAUGCCGAGAUGAAGUUCCCCCCCUGGGCGGCGGAUCCUGUCGCUGGUGACUAUGCGGCGACGCUAUUGGUGCCGGUGAAUCUCCCGCGCCAGAACUUCGUGCCGACGUUUCAUUCUUGUUUGAUUUCGCGUGUGUAUGCGCUGAGUCUGCAGCUCGGGGUGCAUGGGGCUUCGGGGAUUAGUCUGCGUGUACCUGUGCAGGUUUCUACGCAUCGGGAUUCUUUGGUUUUGCCGUCGUAUCAUGCGUCGGUGGGGAUCGGGGCGUGA